Dioscorea cayenensis subsp. rotundata (Guinea yam) is the source of this 1683-nucleotide messenger RNA. Its product is annotated as cytochrome P450 71A1-like. The record is from RefSeq and is a predicted model, not a curated record. Bases 21 to 1508 code for a protein of 495 amino acids. NCBI's taxonomy places the organism in Eukaryota, Viridiplantae, Streptophyta, Magnoliopsida, Dioscoreales, Dioscoreaceae. Gene Ontology annotation, molecular function: heme binding; iron ion binding; oxidoreductase activity, acting on paired donors, with incorporation or reduction of molecular oxygen. The transcript has 2 exons.
AAACACAACAAACCAAAACCAUGUUCCUCCUUCUCCUCCUCCUCCUCAUCCCAUUCCUCUUCCUUAUUCUCAAAGCCUCAUCCAAAUCCAAAUCCCAAAUCCAUCCACCAUCACCAGCAUCCCUCCCUUUCAUUGGCCACCUCCACCUUCUUCUCCCCAUCCCUUACCGUGCUCUCCACUCCCUCUCCCUCACCCACGGCCCUAUCAUGCUUCUCCGACUCGGCCAAAUCCCCACUCUCAUCCUCUCCUCCUCCUCCUCUGUCCGCUCCAUGACCAAAUCCCACGACAUCGCCUUCUCCAGCCGUCCCAAUCUCAAAGUCCCUCGCCAACUUGUCUACAACUCCAAGAACAUCUCCUUCUCCCCCUACGGCGCUUACUGGCGCCAAUCCCGCAAGCUUUCCGUCCUCCACCUCCUCAGCACCAAGCGAGUUCUCUCUUUCCGUCCCAUCCGCAACUCUGAGCUCUCCAUCAUGCUCUCUCACAUCUCCAACCACUCCCUCUCCGGCCCCAUCAAUCUCAGCGAAACCAUCUACUUCUUCACCACUAACAUCCUUUGCAAGGUGGCCCUCGGCCAAUCCAUCACUGAAGAAAGCCAGUGCCGCAUGCUUCAUUACUCCAUUAGUGAAGCCACCAUGUUAUUCAGCGCUUUCAGUGUUGAUGAUUACUUCCCUUCUCUCAAAUGGUUGAACAUGUUCAGCAGUUUGGAUUCCAAGAUUGCCAAAAUUUUCAAGAAAUUAGAUGGGUUUAUUACCAGUGUUGUAGAGGAUCAUUUGAUUGCUGGUGUUAGAGAUAAAGAUGAUGACAAUGCUGAUUUGGUUGAUAUUCUUCUUUCUCUUCAGAAGAAUCCUCCUUCUGGCGAGUUCUCCCCCACCAUGGAUGAAGUCAAAGCCAUUAUUCUUAACAUGCUUGCAGCGGGGACAUCCACUUCGUUCAUAUUCUUGGAGUGGGCUAUGUCGGAACUUAUUCAAAAUCCGAAAGUUAUGAAGAAAUUGAAAGAAGAGGUGACAUCAGUUGCCGGAAAAGGUUCAAUGGUAACUGAAGAGAAUGUGAAUAAAAUGCCUUACUUGAAAGCAGUAGCGAAAGAAGUACUAAGAUUGCAUCCUCCGGCUCCAUUGCUACUUCCUCGUGAGACCAUUGAGGACAUCGAGUUGGAAGGUUAUAAGAUUCCGGCAAAAACAAGAGUACUCAUUAACGCAUGGGCAAUAGGAAGGGAUCCAAAAUCUUGGGAUGCUCCUGAAGAGUUUAUACCGGAAAGAUUUAUAAACAGUGAUUUAGAUUUCCGUGGUCAAGAUUUUGAGUUUAUUCCAUUUGGUGUUGGUAGAAGAAUUUGUCCGGGAAUGCAAUUUGCGGUGGCCACAAUUGAGUUUGCUCUCGCAAAUCUUGUGCAUCACUUUGAUUGGGAAAUGCCGAAAGGAUUGAGUGCCGAAGAUUUGAACAUGGAUGAAGCUCAAGGUCUUACAAUGCAUAGGAAAUAUCCUCUUGUUUUAGUUGCAAAGAAGGUGGAUUGAUGCUCAUGCAGUUAGUUCUCAUGCACCAUCAUGAUAAUAAUAAGUAUCCCUCUAGCAUUGUGGACUAGGGGUGGUUGUUGUCGUAUUUGAUGUGAUAAUAAGAUGGUCUUGGGUGAUAGGGCCUCAUAUAUAAAUAAAUCUGCUUUGUAUUAAAAAAAGCUUUUUCCUAUUUGAA